UUUAGUGUUGGGAAAAAUUUCUUACUAGGAUGACACUGUGAUUCAGACUGUUAAUCUUUACCAAUCUUUGCUACUUCCCGGUCCACAGCAGACUUUUCCUUCUCUCAUGUUUUCCUCAUUCAUCAACUCUUCACACCGUCACAGUAUUUAGUACAGUAAACCUCGGAUACAUCGGACUCGGAUAUAUCGGAAAUUCGCUCACAACGGACAGAUAAAAAAGAACCAAUUUUUCUGUAAUGCAUUUCCAAUAAAAAUUCAUUGCAUAUAUCGGAUUUUUUAUAACGGAUUUCGCCUAUUUCGGACAAAAUCUCCAGUCCCGUUCCAAUGCAUUUCCAUGAAAUUUCCCUCGCAUAUAUCGGAUGGCCGCAUCGUGGCGCUCCGAUUCGCCGAAUCGUGACAGGCCGCUAUACGACGUCAUUUGCAGCGUUGCCUGGUACAUUGGAAAAAUAGUCAAGGAAGUGCCUUUUUAUAACGGAUAAAAUCCGAUUUACGCAUAUACCAGAUAUAAAUCCGAUAUAUGCGUAAAACUGACAUUUUCCGGUAUACGCAUAUAACGGAUUUCGCUUAUAUCGGACAAAACCAGUGGGAACAAUUGAAUCCGAUAUAUCCGAGGUUUACUGUAUUUGAGCAUUUAAAAGUAAUAUUUAAAGUCAUUUACUUAGUCUUGCAUUUAAUUUGAACAAACGACAGCGUGCUUAUUGUUCAUGUUAGCAAACACCGCAGGAUGCGUCCCCUCCUGUGAGGCAGAAAGGCAACAUUAUAACACUACCGUGCUUCCAUAUGAGCCCCACAGCUGCCACCCCUUCUUCUCCCGUCGGCGUGGUUGGCUGCCAUUGCUGUUUUAAAGACAUUUAGGCCAAAAAAGUGAUGACAUAGUAGUGACAUCAUAGUACAGCAGCCAUUUAGUGGGUCAUCCCAGCAGGCGAUAGAUUGACUACAAGGUUGCAUUAGCCCAAAGGACGACCAUAUGGCUUCCUGAUUCUGGUGCAAAGGAUACGGACAUGAUUACCAGACUCGUAUGGGCAUCAAACACCCAAACUUUCUGAAUGAUUGAUUGCACAAUAAAACAAUUGAGUUGUGCACAAGCGCACGCCUCGUUGCGUCACAUUUAAUCAUGCGUAUUCAUUCGCAAAAUUCCUGCGGCUUCAGGGUGUAAAUGAAGUUUGAUCGGCCAACGCCAGCGUACAUUAAUGAGUUAGAAUGCCGCAUGUGCCUUUAAGAGCUCUUUGUGCCACUCCACAUGCCUCUCUCGGAGCCUCGUGGGUGUUUCUUGGCAUCGACUCUCCUCCUGCUGAACCGGGCGAGGAUGUCCUUCACAUCAGAGGUAGAAGUAGACAAAGACAUGUCCAUGUUUCUUCUUUUUCUUCAUUACCUCACAAUGACGGAUGUUUGGACACAUUAUGGACUGUAAACAAUGACGGAACCAACGGAUCAGAUGAGAACUUCACUCAGUCAGAAGAACUUGAGGAGAGUGAGCCGCACAGAAGACAGCAGUCCCUAUCCCAUUCCUGGACUUGCCACGGACUUUCUCCACAUGAGAGUGAAAGAAGGAAGCAAGAUCCGCAAUUUACUGCGCUUCGCAACAGCUCGCAUGCAAGACCAAGGCAAAAACAGCGAGACAUCGCUGAGACAGGUCGUCUUCACCGGUUCGGACAGAGGAGUCACUAAGACCAUCACUUGUGUGGAGAUCCUCAAACGCAAAGUGGCAGGACUCCACCAGGUCUCCAAGCUCUACUACAAGACAGUGAAUGAGGUUUGGGAAGAUGACGGAGACGGAGACGGAGACGCGGGUGGAAGCAGGCAGAGGACAGUCCCUGCCAUCUGUAUCCUGCUGUCCAAAGACCCUCUCGACGCUCAGGAGCCCGGAUACCAACCUCCACAUACCGCGAUCACAGAGGACACGGACACAUGUGAAGGCGUGACCCGGACGCCGCAUGGGCCACCCUCGGCUAAGCGAAUACGUAUGGAAGACUGGAGUCAAAGUGUGCCUCCGUUGACAAAUCCAUUUCAGGGUGGCCUAGUCGGCUUACCAGGACAAAAACAUGGCGAGAGAAAGAGGCGGUUCAACUAGCAACCAGCCGGUCCGCUCUAGACAGAGAAGAACCUGUUUUUGAUGUAGGUCCUUAAAAACCGCAGAGAAGAAGACUACUACCCCCAUCCAGAUAGAGAAGCUGCUCCUUAUGCAUCCAUUUCUGUACCGCUGGUCAUCGUUAGGGUCCCGGGUAAGCUGGAGCCUAUCCUCGCUGACGGUCAGAGGCGGGGUACACCUGGACUGGACGCCCAUCGCAGGGAACAUGUACUCCGUAUAUGGACCAGCAACCACUCACGUUCACUUUAAGACCAAUGGACAAUUCAGAGAAGCACCAAACUACACGCAGAACAGAAAGGACAUAAUAAGUAAAUUAGGAAUAUGUAAAAAGUAUGUGCUUUUUAACAUUGGUACACUAUUAUCUGUAUGUAUUACUAUUACUAUUACUAUUACUAUUAAAGUGGAAUCCUAUGCCAAAUAUCACACCAACUAGCACAAUAUUAAUUAGAACCAAUAAUAUUAAUAGAUUAGACAUAUUAUAUAGUAUGGGCUGCACGGUGGACAAGUGGUUAGAACGGAGGCCACAGCUAGGGGUUCAAUUCCACCCUAGGACAUCUCUGUGUGGAGUUUGCAUGUUU
Messenger RNA from Doryrhamphus excisus (bluestripe pipefish), 2667 nucleotides. NCBI's taxonomy places the organism in Eukaryota, Metazoa, Chordata, Actinopteri, Syngnathiformes, Syngnathidae. The record is from RefSeq and is a predicted model, not a curated record.